Messenger RNA from Calidris pugnax (ruff), 3961 nucleotides. It is a transcript of the gene ECM2, whose product is annotated as extracellular matrix protein 2, female organ and adipocyte specific. Gene Ontology annotation, cellular component: extracellular matrix. NCBI's taxonomy places the organism in Eukaryota, Metazoa, Chordata, Aves, Charadriiformes, Scolopacidae. The transcript has 10 exons. Gene Ontology annotation, biological process: extracellular matrix organization; positive regulation of cell-substrate adhesion. Gene Ontology annotation, molecular function: protein binding; collagen V binding; heparin binding. The record is from RefSeq and is a predicted model, not a curated record. Bases 254 to 2305 code for a protein of 683 amino acids.
UCUGCGAGUAACAGUAUUAGCUGAUUCUCUGCACACAGAACAGAACAGCGCUUUGUCCCCAGGGAAAGAAGCUAUUUCAGACUUAACUAAGGAAUCAUCUAACAUGUUUCAACAAUCCCUACUGUUUCUCUGUUUGUUUUAAAGAUAUCACUGUGAUUUUGUUUCAUUUGCAACUGGAGACUAAAUGAAACCAAGCAGAAUCUGCUGUUAGGUUAGAUGACAAGUUCCAGGAUACUUUGAGACGCGCAAAGACAUGCAGGCUACAUCAUUAGUCUAUUAUUUCCUGCUUGUCUCUCUGUGCAUUGAUUUUUCUCAAAAUGAAAGCAGUACACUUCUCAGGAGGCCAAGGAGAAGAACACGCCACAGAGGACUGCGCAGGAGCUCCUCAGCAGGGCACAGGUCCCCAAGGCAGCCAGGGAUGGAGCUUCCAGCUCCCGUUGCCGCAGCACCCAGCAUACCUCUUAUUAACAUUGAUGACGGUGUUAUGGGAGUAUUUGAUUCUUUCAUAGGUUUGGGUGGCCAUGAAUCGAGUUACAAUGUUUUACCAGGAAAGAAGGGGCACUGCACAGCUAAUGGGAUGAUUAUGUAUGAUAAAGCCGUCUGGUCUCCCAAGCCCUGCAUUACCUGUCUCUGUUCAAAAGGAGAAGUGAUAUGUGAUACAACCAUGUGCCCACCUCUGAAAUGUCUCCAAACUAUUAUACCUGCAGGAGAAUGCUGCCCAGUUUGUUCUGAUACUGCCUCCUCUUUGGAUUCAAGUAUUAUUUCACUGGAUGACAUAAGUGAGUUCUCCGGUGAUUCUCCAGAACCCAAUGACCUUGACAACAUCAACGUAUUGUCAGCACCUACUGAAAUUGAAAAAGAUGAGCUGCUUAGAACAGAAGCGGUGGAGUUUAAAGAGAAAGAGGGUCGGAAAAAGGAUGAAAAGAAAAGAAAAAGGAAAGGCAAAAAAAAUCGUCAGAAAUAUAAAGCCCAUCACAGAGAAAAGAAACCUAUCACAAGAAAGGGAGCUGAAGAUGAAGAAAUAGAACAUGAAAGUGAUGAAGAUGAUGAUGGUGCUUUCAGAACGCCAUCUCAUUUCCCAAUUCCUGUUCCACCCAUAGAAGCUCCUCCCUUGCCAUCUGGAUGUUCCACCUCGGACACCACAGUAAGCUGUAUUAAUGCCAAACUUACACAAAUACCACCAAUCUCAGAUCCAGAUCUAACAAGCCUAGACCUCACAGGAAAUAGUAUCACUACUAUCUCAGAUGAAGCAUUCAACGGGAUACCUAAUUUGGAAUGGAUUGAUCUGAGUAAAAAUAAUAUUACUUCUCCUGGUGUAGGCCCACGAGCAUUCAAAAUUCUGAAAAAGCUAAAACGUUUGUAUUUGGAUGGAAAUAUGCUGGUACAUAUUCCCUCUGCAUUGCCAUCAAGUUUGGAAGAAAUAAAAAUAAAUGACAACCACCUUCAUGCCAUUGAUGAAGACGGCUUACAAGAUUUAAAGAACUUGGUCACCCUGGAAUUAGAAGGAAAUAAACUUAGUGAAGCGAAUGUCAGUCCUUUGGCCUUUUAUCCUUUGAAAAGUCUCUCUUAUUUGCGACUGGGUAGAAACAAAUUCAGAAUUAUCCCACAAGGUCUUCCCGCCACUCUCGAGGAGUUAUACCUUGAAAAUAAUCAAAUUGAAGAAGUGUCAGAAAUCUGCUUUAACCAUACAAAAAACAUAAAUGUCAUCGUGCUAAAGCAUAACAAAUUGGAAGAGCACAGAAUAGCACCUUUGGCUUGGAUAAACCAAGAGAACUUGGAAUCUAUUGAUCUCUCUUACAACAAGUUAUAUCAUGUUCCCUCCUAUCUGCCAAAAUCUUUACUACAUCUGAUACUUAUAGGAAAUCAGAUUGAAAGAAUUCCAGGAUAUGUCUUUGGUCACAUGAAGCCAGGGCUGGAAUACCUCUACCUGUCCUUUAACAAACUCACUGAUGAUGGAAUAGAUCCCGUAUCAUUUUUUGGAGCAUAUCGCUCUCUGAGAGAGUUGUUUUUGGAUCAUAAUGAAUUAAAGUCCGUGCCCUUUGGAAUUAAUGAGAUGAGAAAAUUACGUUUUUUAAGACUGAACAAUAAUAAAAUAAGGACAGUCCCUCCAGAACGCAUCUGCAGGAUUCAUAUCGAUGAUGAUGACGUUCAUGAGAACAGUGAGGAAGAGGAGAAUGAAGAGUCACGCUUGGAACAUGUUCAUCUUGAAAACAACUACAUCAAUACAAGACAGCUAUCCCCACACGCGUUUCCAUGCAUAAGAUCCUAUUGUAGUGUUGUUCUUAAACCACAAAAGCGCAAAUAAACACCCAACUCUUGCAGUGUAACCCCUAUCUCUAGAAACACAGCUUUAUUUAUUCUCUGCUACUAACAGGUCUGCUUAUUUUCCAUUUAAACCCUUCUUACUACUAUAGAUAAGAUACAGUAUAUUAUAUACUGAAGUAUGGUAGUAGUGUAUUUCUUAGUAUCGUUUCAUUAUAAAUACAUUAAAUGGAAAAAUAGAAGCUAAAGAUUAUGUCAUAAAUUUUUAUUUCUAUUGACACAAAUUCUACUCAAACACAAUAUAUCAAACUGUGCCCCCAGAUACACCUCCACAAGAUCAGAUUUUAGAAAAGAAGAAUAUAAUUAAACCCUCAACAUUUGAUAUGGAUGUCUGCUUAGGUAUACUGUGAGUGUUUACAAAUAGACCUCUGCUUCCCUAGAAAGUUCAGUCUCUCGAAGAUUUUUGUAAUGUUUGAGUUCAGCGAAAAGAAACAUUUUUAAUAUUCUGCUCCAGAUUUUAAUAUUAUAUUCUUUCUCUAAAAUGGACAAAAAUUUGAAAAAAGUAGUUAAUAUUUUUCUUUCAAUGAAAAUUGAAAGCAAUUCUAACAUCUUUCAUAUUUCUUGAUUUCUACAGUCCUUUCUACCACCAGUAGGCUGGUGGUAAGAAAUAAUUACAAAUCACUGGCAAGUCAUUAUUAUUCACGUAGUUACUUUCCAUUUUCUCCUGAACUAUUCUGUGAGGCAUAAAAAAAAUUGUACUGUUUUCUUCAGUACUAUCAAUAUGCUGCCUCAUCAUUUCUUCUUCACAAUGGAUCGGAACAAAGAAUGAAAUGGCUUAAUCUAGGCUAUGACUUUUUUAAAAGCAUAUAAAAGCUGUAAGCAACCGCACAUCAUAAAACCUUCUAAGGAUACAUAUUAACUACCGAAGUGUAACUUUAUUGCCCUCGCUCUGGAAGUGAAGGUUUCACUGUGCCCACACAACAUUUAACAGUGAAGGACCUCCAAACAGGGUUUUUUUUUAGCGUAUUUUAUGAACACCCGAGUUUUGUUUUCUCUGACGCUAUCCAAUCAUGCUAAAAUCAAAAUCACAUUGCUUUAUUCCCAAAUUCUCUUUUACUCAAAUAAACUAUUACCUGCAAGGCACAACGGUAUUUCAUCAGUGAGUCAGAAGAUACUGCAUUUCUUGUAAGAAAUAAUCCUAAGAUAUGUGGAUUUCUGUAAAAAGACUGCUUUGGAUAUUUUGUUUGGUAAAGCAUGGUCAGACGACAUACCUUAGUGAUUUGCUAAUCACUAAAGUUUGCUAAAUAAGCGUGAAAUCAAGAGGUUGAGUUUUUACAUACGAUGUUCUGGGUUGGGUGAUUUGAUUUCAUUGCUUGUGCACUUUCAACAUUCGAUCCUCCCUUCCUCUUCACUUUGGCUAACACUUUGGCUAAUAUUCCUUUGUCUUUGGUCUAACACCAUCAAGUUCCCAUAAUACUGUUUUGAGACACUAAAACCCCCUAAAUUAUUAAAAUGAACACUUUUAGUCUAUUGCUAAAUAGCUUCAGACUUAAUUCACAACACUGCUGAGCGGUGCUUUCGGAACCUUUACAUGUAUUUUGAAUACAUGGAUUGACCCAAGGAGGGAUUUCCAGGUAAACUGGCUGUUGUAUUACACCAUUUUAUGCAUUCUUAUAAUAAAUCUAAGCAAAAUACCAUG